This is a messenger RNA of Onychostruthus taczanowskii (white-rumped snowfinch), 4737 nucleotides long. It is a transcript of the gene PHTF2, whose product is annotated as putative homeodomain transcription factor 2. Gene Ontology annotation, cellular component: endoplasmic reticulum. Bases 295 to 2400 code for a protein of 701 amino acids. The transcript has 17 exons. NCBI's taxonomy places the organism in Eukaryota, Metazoa, Chordata, Aves, Passeriformes, Passeridae. The record is from RefSeq and is a predicted model, not a curated record.
CUGGGGCGGGGGGCUGAGCGCGGCUCCGCCGGCCCCUGCCCGCAACGCCGCGGAGCCGCAUCGGGUCCGGCCGGGCAGCGGCCGCGCUGUCCGGAGCCGGCGGUGUCCGGGCUGCCGCGUCCUCCAGGGCAGAGGGGCAGGUACGGUCCCGGGCCCCUGCCGUGCCUGCGGCUCUGCCUGCCCGCUCCCGCUCUGCUGCGAGGCACCUUCUCCCCGCGGAGCUGCUUGAACGUACCGUGAGCUGCCUCAGUGCCCGUGUCAGCCUAAAAUGACUCUGUGAAUUCAGUGGAAUAAAUGGCGUCCAAAGUAACUGAUGCUAUAGUUUGGUACCAGAAAAAGAUUGGAGCAUAUGAUCAACAAAUAUGGGAAAAAUCAGUAGAGCAAAGAGAAAUAAAGGGUUUGAGAAACAAACCAAAGAAAACAGGACAUGUGAAACCAGACCUCAUAGAUGUUGAUCUUGUAAGAGGAUCUGCUUUUGCUAAAGCAAAACCUGAAAGUCCUUGGACAUCUUUGACCCGCAAAGGAAUCGUGAGAGUUGUUUUCUUUCCAUUCUUCUACAGGUGGUGGCUCCAAGUGACAUCAAGGGUCAUUUUUUUCUGGCUGCUUGUUCUUUACCUUCUCCAAGUUGCUGCUGUAGUGCUAUUCUAUACAGCCCAAAGCCCACAUAAUAUACCUCUGACUGAAGUCAUUGGGCCAAUAUGGCUCAUGUUGCUGCUUGGGACUGUGCACUGUCAGAUUGUUUCAACACGAACUCCUAAGCCACCUCCCAGCACAGGGGGUAAAAGAAGAAGGAAAUUAAGGAAAGCAGCACAUUUGGAAGUACAUAGGGAAGGAGAUGGCUCUAGUACCACAGAUAACACACAGGAGGGAACAGUGCAGAGCUACGGUACAAGCACCUCUUGCAGUAUUGGCGCUGUCUUCAGAGAUAUCUGGCAUGCUGCUUUCUUUUUAUCAGGAUCUAAGAAAGCAAAAAACUCAAUAGAUAAAUCCACUGAAACUGAUAAUGGCUACGUGUCCCUUGAUGGGAAAAAGCCAGGUAAAGGCAGUGAAGAAGGUGUGCAGGGCCAUGAACGUCGGUGUGAAGUGAUUAGGCCGGAAGAGACAGGGUGGAGCCCUUCCACAGUGAGAGAUGCCCUGAGCAACCACAGUCACCACAAAGAUACUCACAGGACUGUGACAAAUUUAUCAGAUGAAGUUUCUAGUGAGGAAGGGCCUGAGACUGGCUAUUCUUUACGCCGCAAUGCAGAACGCACUUCUAGCGACUGUACACUUCGGAACAGGAAAUCUCACCAUUACAAGAAACACUACCCUCUGGAGGAUACACCUAAAUCAGGUACCAGCUGCAGUUCCCGGUGCUCAAGCUCCAGACAAGACUCAGAGAGUACAAGGCCAGAGUCAGAGACAGAAGAUGUGCUGUGGGAGGACCUGCUGCACUGUGCUGAGUGCCACUCGUCCUGUACCAGCGAGACAGACGUGGAAAGCCCCCAGGUGAACCCGUGUGUGAAGAAGGAAUUCAGAGAUGACCCAUUUCAUCAGAGUCAUUUGCCUUGGAUCCACAGUUUGAAUCCAGGACUAGAAAAAAUAAGUGCAAUUGUAUGGGAGGGUAAUGACUGCAAGAAAGCAGAUAUGUCUGUACUUGAAAUCAGUGGUAUGAUAAUGAACAGAGUGAACAGCCAUAUACCAGGAAUUGGAUAUCAGAUUUUUGGAAAUAUCAUAUCUUCAAUCUUGGGUUUAAUGCCCUUUGUCUUUCGACUUUUUCAAGCUAAAGAUUUAGAACAACUGGCUGCACAUUCUGCCACUGAGCUUUGCAUGACUGCAUUUGGAUCAGAUGGAGAUGUUCUGGUUCUCUCAAUGGUUAUUAUAAGUUUUGUGGUCCGGGUGUCUCUAGUGUGGAUUUUCUUUUUUCUGCUCUGUGUAGCAGAGAGAACAUAUAAACAGAGGCUGCUUUUUGCUAAACUUUUUGGUCAUCUAACAUCUGCCAGAAGGGCAAGAAAAUCGGAGGUACCUCACUUUCGCUUAAAGAAAGUACAGAAUAUAAAAAUGUGGCUUUCUCUCAGGUCCUAUCUAAAGCGUCGAGGUCCUCAGCGCUCAGUGGAUGUAAUAGUUUCAUCUGCCUUCCUACUGACUAUCUCAGUUGUGUUUAUCUGUUGUGCACAGAUAAACUUGUACUUGAAAAUGGAGAAAAAGCCUAAUAAGAAGGAGGAACUGACACUAGUGAACAAUGUUUUAAAACUUGCUACUAAGUUAUUGAAGGAACUGGACAGUCCCUUUAGGUUAUAUGGGCUUACAAUGAAUCCACUGCUUUAUAACAUCACCCAAGUUGUCAUCUUGUCAGCUGUUUCUGGUGUCAUCAGUGACUUGCUUGGAUUUAAUCUAAAGCUCUGGAAGAUCAAAUCUUGACAGUAUAGAAAGAAGAUGAAAUAACACAGUGUUACAGAAAAGGUCAUUGAUGGACAAAACUGCCUCACAGCAGCCACUGAAGCUGUAUUUCAGAAGCUACAACCUCUUCAAGGAAGUAAUUUGGAAAAUGGAAGUGUUUACAUCUGUCUUGUGCAAUCUUUGUAUUUAUUUCAUCUUCUCACUGGUUUAUGUUAGUUUUAGUUGACAUUUAUGUUUUAUUUUCAAAUUACUUGCUUUGUUCUGGAAAGGGUCAAAUUUAGGAAGGGUCAAAAACUGUGUGUCUGAGAGUUUGAAAUCCUGAAAUACGAUCACACUAAAUUGCUCUGUCUGUUGUUAAAGCUAAGCCAAUGCUGAACAUUUUUAGUUACCAGUAACACUAUAUGGAAGUCAUUUGAUUUUUGAUAGUGUGGUAAAAUUGCUUAGAAUAUUUAAUUUGCACCAGUCAUUUAUGAAGACAAUGUCAAUAGAUGUUUGGUUGCAAUAGAAAAGUGAGACGUACUCAAAAAAUAAAGUACUGACAAUACAGUAUGACAGGUAGCAAAAAUGUUUUAUAAUACUAUUAGAAAUAAUUUCUAAUAUUUUGAGUAAUUCCAGGAUCUAAACUCAUACAGGCUGCAGUUUAAAUAUCCUGGGAUAUUAAAAAGGUAUUAUAUAAGAAGUCAACAAGUGUUCUUUGAUAACACAUUUAUUAGAGCAAUAAUUGUAAAUGGUUACCAUGCUGUAUGAUAUUUUGAUAAAAAUUAAAUAUUGUAUUUAUUUGAAAUACUGGGCUGUUCUUCGCAGCUCUGACUGUGCAUGUGCACUUUUUAUUGUUACUUUUAAUGAGAAACUUUAUACAUAUAAAUGUAUAUUAAUUGGGAUAUAUUAUGGUGAACUAUGGAGCAGUAUGUAUUAUAUGUUGAAGUUGAAUAUUUAAACAGGCAAAUUAUUUACUGGUGAAAGGAAUGCUUUGAAUAACUGAGCAAAAGAUAGAUAGAUAGAUGCUCUCCUCUUGUACACUAUAGUAUAUGCCAUUCAUACCACAUUGAAGUUUAAGAACAAUUAAAUACAAAGAACAAGUUGCUCUGGUGAGCAGCAGAGCUGCAGAGCCUGGGAUUUGGCAGGUUUGUGUCUUGAAAUAACUCCCAUUCCUCCCCAGCAGGUGUCAUUCCCAUGUGCUUUCUGCUGGGGUUUCUAACACCUCUCCCUCUGCCUCCCACAAGGACCAGUCAUAUUGACUCGUGGUUCUUCAGUGUGACAAAAAUAAUGUGUCCAUCCCUGUGAAAUUAAGUGAGUUGUAACAAACUUUCCUUCUACAAAUUAUUCUGGGAGGAUUAAUAAUACCACGAGGCACAAGUAUUCUUAUAUUUUCUGUUUCUAAAAUACUGGCUUCAUACGGAAAAAUGACAAGUAAUUGUUUGUUAAUGUUCAGAAUCUUGCAAGAUUGGAAGUAUUGAGUCUUAAACUUAUGUGGUAUAAAAAUAUUUUUAUAUAUAAAGCAACACAAACAAGCAUUUUGUAUUUUAUUUGCCUCUGUACUAAUGUUUAAUAAUGACCAAAGUGCAUUCUGGUUUUUGGAAGAAUGUAUUACUGGAGCUUUAAGAACAUACUAUAUUUAGUUUCUCAUGUGAAAACUUCAGCUGCCUCUGAUCUGUUUCUCCUUUCUCUGUUGUUUGACGUUGGGAUUGUUUUUAAAAAUUAAGUACAUUUUAUACACAGUUUUUUCCAAAUUAUGGUACAGACCUACACAGAACUUAAUUUUGCACAAAAUAUCUAAAAAAAAAAAAAAAAAAAAAAAAAGAACAGCAGGAGUUCUAUGGGUGAUAAAAGAUAAGGCUGUUGCUUUUUACAGCCUGUCAUUAACACCAAGAAGAAAAGAAGAAAACCAUUCUUUAGUCUAGAGUGGAAUUAUUUUUAGAAAUGUGAAAUAGUGACUAUAUGGCUUUCAUUACUUUAAAAAAAAAGGGUGAGGGAAACACAGCAAUUUGGGUUGAAGGUGGAAUUAGUUUAACCACGUAUACCUCAGCAACUAGCACUGUGCGGUUUGUUGCACUAACAAAUGGCGGCUUGGGGAAAGUAAAACAUUUGUGAAAUGAAAUUAAAAAUAAUAAAAACCUUUAUUUGCUACCCUUAGGUAUAUUCAUUAUGUUAAAAAUGAGAGAGGUUUAUUCUCCAUUCCUCAAUGUGGAAAGUCCAGUAUAAGAAUAGAGGCAAGUAGAAAUAUGGCAGAUCUUGCAUUGUUAACUGUUAUUUUUUUGCCACGUGUUUUGUAACUGAAAGUGUGAUCAGGCUUGGAAUAAAGCUUUCUAUGGCUGAUGGUAAAAAAAGAAAAAAAAAAGCAGUGAGCUGUGUCUUUAG